Messenger RNA from Drosophila takahashii, 2124 nucleotides. NCBI's taxonomy places the organism in Eukaryota, Metazoa, Arthropoda, Insecta, Diptera, Drosophilidae. The record is from RefSeq and is a predicted model, not a curated record.
AUGGAUCCCACGAUUCCCAGCCAUUUGGUAUAUUUGGUAUUUUUCCAUCGCACGGUCACACGGCGCACAUGGCAACGAUUUUUUUUUUGCCGGUAAAGAAAUGUAAUUUGAGCCAUGUUCCGGACGAUAUCCAUCCGUUGGAUGCUCCAACGCGCCGGCGGCAACCCGCACUCCGCCUGGCUGGUGGCCAGGUCGCGGGAUUGCUCCGCCCGCCAGAGCCUGAGCCUGAGCACCACGAACCAGGUCAAGGCCGAAUCGGAAUCGAAAUCGAAGGAGCCCUCGCAGGCGGAGCUGCUGCAGGAAUUCGCCCGGAUGCCGGUGCAGCGCAUCCGGAACUUCAGCAUCAUUGCGCACGUGGAUCACGGGAAGAGCACGCUGGCCGACCGGCUGCUGGAGCUCACGGGAGCGAUAGCCCGCAACGCUGGGCGCCACCAGGUGCUCGAUAGCCUCCAGGUGGAGCGGGAGCGUGGGAUCACGGUCAAGGCGCAGACCGCCUCCAUCUUCCACCGCCACAAGGGGCAGCUGUAUCUGCUCAAUCUCAUCGACACGCCCGGUCACGUGGAUUUCUCCAAUGAGGUUUCCCGCUCGCUGGCCGCCUGCGAUGGCGUGGUCCUGCUGGUGGACGCCUGUCACGGUGUCCAGGCGCAAACGGUGGCCAAUUACCACCUGGCCAAGCAGCGACAACUGGCAGUUGUUCCCGUUUUGAACAAAAUCGACAUAAAACACGCCAAUCCCGACCAGGUUUGCCAGGAUAUGAAGCUGCUGUUCGGCAUAGAACCCGCGCAGGUGCUGCGCGUCUCUGCCAAACUGGGCACAGGCGUGGCGGAGGUCCUGGAACGGGUUAUAGAAACGGUGCCGCCGCCAAAAGUUCAGCGGGACAGCGAUUUUCGUGCGCUGAUCUUCGACAGCUGGUUCGACAAGUAUCGCGGUGCGCUGAACCUCAUCUAUGUGCUGGACGGCAGGCUGGAGCAGAACCAGGACAUCCAGUCGCUGACCACCAAGAAGGUGUAUCCGGUGAAGAGCAUUUCGGUGCUGAGACCAGCAGAGUGUCCUGUUCCGGAUUUAUACGCCGGUCAGGUGGGCCUGAUUGCCUGCAAUAUGCGAAACAGCAAGGAGUCCAUUGUCGGGGAUACCAUCUGCCUGAAGAACCAGGCGGCCAGCGCCGCCGGCAGCUAUCGCCCGCAACAGCCGCUGGUCUUUGCCGGCGUCUUUCCCGCCGAUCAGUCCAAGCAUGUGGCGCUGCGCAGUGCCAUCGAUAAGAUGAUACUCAACGACUCGGCGGUCACGGUGAAAGUUGACUCCAGUCCCGCUUUGGGUCAGGGUUGGCGCCUGGGCUUCCUGGGUCUGCUGCACAUGGAGGUCUUCUGCCAGCGGCUGGAGCAGGAGCAUGGCGCCGAACCGAUCAUCACAGCGCCCUCGGUCACUUAUCGUCUGGUGUUGAGCAAUCCCAAGAUGAUCCGGCAGCAGGGACGCGACACCAUGGACAUUUCGAAUGCAGCUCUCUUCCCCGAACCGCACAGCAUCAAGGAGUACUAUGAACCGCUGGUUUUGGGCACCAUAAUCACGCCCACCGACUAUGUGGGCCAGGUGAUCGGGCUGUGCGUGGAGCGACGCGGGCUGCAGCAAAGCUCGGUGAACAUCGACGAGACGCGCGUGCUGAUGAAGUACGUCCUGCCGCUGAGCGAGAUCAUACUGGACUUCCACGAUCGCCUCAAGUCGCUCAGUUCGGGCUAUGCCAGCUUUAGCUACGAGGAUCACGGCUACCAUCCGUCGCAUUUGGUGCGCCUGGAUAUCCAUCUGAACGGCAAGCCUGUGGAGGAGUUGUGUCGCAUUGUCCAUGUGUCCAAGGCCACCGGCGUCGCCAGGCAGAUGGUGCUCAAGCUGCGCGAGCUGAUACCCAAGCAAAUGGUGCAGAUCGCCAUACAGGCGUGCGUGGGCAGCAAGGUGCUCGCCCGGGAAACGAUCAAGGCGUAUCGAAAGGAUGUGACGGCGAAGCUCUACGGUGGGGACGUCACCCGGCGGAUGAAGUUGCUGAAGCAGCAGGCCGAGGGCAAGAAGAAGAUGCGCAUGUUUGCCAAUAUUCGCGUACCGCACGAGACCUUCAUCAAUGUGCUCAAGCGGUAG